Molecule: messenger RNA, 2085 nt
Organism: Vairimorpha ceranae
Lineage: Eukaryota; Fungi; Microsporidia; Nosematidae
Exons: 1
Coding region: 1-2085 (694 amino acids)
Source: RefSeq, a predicted model, not a curated record
AUGAAUCAACCAGAAGAUCUUUUAAAUUUGGGACACUUAGAAAACUUGUCAGAUUACACAAUAUUUAAGAAAAAGACACCAGCAGUAAAGAGAUAUCCAAAUAGUGCCAGAAAAACACUUACUAAAUGGUACAUAAGUUUUGUAAAGAAUAAUAAUCCAUGCAUAAAAUAUAAAUAUUGGAUUAGUGUUAAUGGAUAUCUUGAAAAUAAAAAUUUAAUACAAAGUUCUCCUAUUUUAGAUAUUGAAGGUCCUCUUAUUAUUAUGACUUCUAAUACUAAGUAUUAUCUUACUAGUGAUUCUGAUGUCUUAAAAAAUGUGCCACAUUCAAGAUUUGAUUUAACAGAGUUAUCAAAAUUUUCUAAUGGAUUUCCUUCUGAUUGGAAGGAUAUUAUAAUACAUCAACUUACAGAAAUAUUCGGAGCUUGUCGUAUACGGUCAGUUAAUACUGAUUUUGAAAAAGUACUAUCACCCUUUGAUAAACUUUAUAAUGAUCUUUUUAAUAAAAAUAAAGAAGAUAAAGGCAAUUUAAGAUCAGAAGAAAAUACUAAAAAUAUAGCUUAUAAUAAUAAAGUUGAAAAUUCUGCUAUUAGUGAAGAUAUUAAAAAUGCUAGAUUUACAGAACAUGAUGAUAUGUUUAAAACUAACGAAAAUAAAGAAUUCAAGAAAUUGUCUAAUGAAGAUAAUAUUCGUAAUACAUCAUUUAAUGAUCAUGUCUUAGCAAAUUCUUCGAUUAGAAAUCAAAUUACAGAAGCUACAGUAAAGAGUCAGAUUUUUAAAGAAGAAAAUUAUGAACCUUCAAUUACUAAAAGUUAUGCUUCUAUGCAGAAUAGACAAGUAGAGUCAAAUAAUUUAAGUGAAGAAAUUGAAAUUUUGUCUAAAUCUGUCAAUAAUGAAAAUUCUACUGUUGUAAAAAACAAUAAUAUUGUUGAAGCAUCAGAUAUUUUUUUAGAAGACAAUAUAAAAGAUAUUUUUUGUACAACAGAAAAAAAGGAGAGCAUAAAUGAUGCAGAAAUUGAAGAAGAGCAUAAAUUAGACCAGACAGAAGUGUCUAGUAUUUCUAGUAAUCAAUUAAAUAAGGGAAAUAGAUCUUUUGACAGCGUAAUGAGUUUUAUUAAUAAUCAGAAAAUUAAUAAAAAUUUAUCAAAAAUGAAAAGUAAAAAAAAUCUUAAAGAUAAGUCACUUAAUGGCGAUUUAACUUUUGAUAAAAAAAAUAUUGAUGCAAAUAAAACAAGAACAGAUGAUUUAUCUGAAUUUUUUAUGAAUAGCAGUUUUAAUAUUCCUGAUAAAGAUAAAGAAAGUAUGAAUUUUUCAAAAUUCCAAGAUAAUACAGUUUUUGAGCCAGUAAAGUCCGUUAUUGAGAAUGAAGCCGACAAAGGUAAGAUUAUUUCUAUCGAUGAUAUAAAAGAAGAAGAUUAUGUACAAGAUUCUCAUAUAAUUGAAAGUAUCUUAGGGUUGGGUAAUAGUUUUAAAAAUGAUACAUUUAUGCCGAAUGAGUCUGAUAAAAUUAAUAUAUCACUUGCAAAUCAACUGACAAAAAAUGAGAUUGAUGAACAAAGUUUUGUAAGUAAGAAAGGUGAAAGUAGUGACCAAAGUUUUGUAAGUAAGAAAAAUAAAUUAAGUGAACAUAGUUCUGCAAAUAAAAAAAAUGAAAGCAGUGAAAAUAAAUCAAUGCUUGAGGAGAUUAUGAAUAGUAGAAUACGUAAACCAUAUUCUUAUGAAGGGGCUAAGACCUUUAAAGUGACCACACCGAAAAAGAAAAAAUCUGUUAAAUCUGAACAAGAUAGCAUUUUAAAAAAAGAUGAUAAUAUUUUAGAAAAGGAAAAUAUGUCAGAUGUAAAUCAUAAUUCUAAUAAAUUAUACAGUAAAUCUUUAGCCUUGGCAGAUGCAAACUUAUCACUUACUAAGGAGAUACAAGAAAUAAAAGAUAUGUUAAAUGUGGAAAAAUCAUUUUCUAAACAUGUAAGUGAUUCAGAAGCAAAUGCAACAACUUCAAGUCUUAAAGGAUCGCAACCUACUAAAAAAAAGAAAAAAAGUCGAGUUAGUUUAUGCAUGCCAAAAAAAACUUCGUCACAGAAGAAAAGUUAA